This is a messenger RNA of Amoebophrya sp. A25, 3953 nucleotides long. The record is from the annotation of a GenBank genome assembly. Lineage: Eukaryota; Dinophyceae; Syndiniales; Amoebophryaceae.
UGAACGCAGCGCCUGUGGGUGCUAAGCAUGAGAGCAUUUGAGUGGGUGUUCCUAAUCAUUAACCAACAAGCAUUGAGUAUGAAAGAAGAACGAGAACGACGAGUGUUGCAUUGCGCUGGUUUUCAAUGUGCACGCCGUGGUGUAGUGCAAAGAAUUAUUGUUAUGAUUCACAAGGACCUCCACGUCGCCACUACGAGGGCUACGUCCACAACGAGCGCUAUUCGAGAAGAACCUCCGUUAUUAUAUUAUAAAGCCCUCCACUUGUUCAACAUAGGAAUUUAUUAAGCGAGAUUUCUUCUGUUGUGUGCUACGUUCGAUUCAACAAAGAACCACAUCCUCAUCCAGAUUGUCGAUCUCAGUAUUUUGUAGCGACCUGGCAUAUCCUGACUUGUCCCGAAAGAACUGCCUAGCUUUUCACACGACAACUUUUUUGAAGCUUUCUUGCCUUUUGGUUUUGCAUUUGUAGUUGUAAGCAACAUGUAAGGCAUUGAUAAUUCGUGCUCGGGAAACUCAAAGAGAGCUCGUACUUCUUGUUAUUUUUAGUACGUCAUUCAGUGGAGCUGUACUAGAAGAAAAAAUGCAGAGCUCCGAUUGGUGCUGUGUCGGUGGCCGGGGCGGUAAGGAUGAGGUAGCAAAACCGCCAAGGAAUAGUCGAAAAAAGGGCGCCAGAAAACUUCCGUUGGUCCCCGAAGGGGAGCAGCAACCUGAUGACACCGGUGAUUUACCAAUCAUUAUGGGCACUUACGAUCAAGGCUACGACGAAGAUUGUCGUGGCGCUAGUGCGAAGCCGCAGAUCAUAACGGUGGAAGACGGGCUUGGUGAAGUAGAUGCUGGUUGGAAGCUGACCGCAGAGCGCUUGGUGACUGAUGCAACCCGCGCUCGAAACCAUUCAAAAGAGGACGAAUAUCAAGACGCAGAAAGUAGACAUGAUUCUGACGUCGAUCUUCUACUUAUAUCGUUGAAAGAUCAUGAUACACCCGAAGAAUCUAAGAUCCCGAUCGACGUAUUUCGCAACCUCCUUAUAUCAGAUGACGAAGGCUGUGCUGAAGAUUACAUGCUACGCCUAAGAGACCACGACAAUCAUCACAUUGUUCAACACCACGAACAGCAACGGGUUGAAUCGACGAACAGGGUCUACUUGAAAGCGACUCGUCAAGACCAAGACGACUAUGCCGUUGCUGUUAAAAAGGGGACUGAUCUAUUUCAGCGAAAACUAAAUGACGAUGCAGCACUUCUUGGAUUUGGAAGAAGUCCUGUUCCGAUUCCUGCUCCUCGCGUCUCUUACGAAGGGGAAGUCUGGAAUUGCAGUGCAAGCGAGAAAGGAUUUCCUGUGGAGGGUGUUCCUGGUGCUAGAAUGGUCGGCGUGACCUUGCAGAUGAGCAAUACCAGUGUUGAGGACUACUUUGAUUAGGGCUCAAAAAAUAAAAUACAAAUAGACUUCAGUCAUUUAUAUGAAUUUAAGUAAUUUCUCCUCGUUGUGCAGGAUGAUCCAUAACCUACUACUUGACCUAACCUUUCUACAGCCAGUCAUUGUUUUGCGCUCUAAUUUGAUAUUUUCGUGGCUGCACGGGAGGAGGACCGCUUUACACCGGGAAUCGUGACAAAAUUGAUGGAGGGAAAGUUCGAAGAACACAAAAUGAGCAGCAAGAGUAAAGAGGUGUUGGGAAAUUACACGGAGUCAAAUUUGCGAGCAAAAACUGCCAUAAGCGCGAAAAGAGCUCGCUUUCCUUGCCGUCAGUGGUACCCCUCGGCCUUGACCAACAUUACCAGGUUUAACAGGGAUUAUCGUAAUCCGAAUCAAUGGUGGAUUGACGGUGAACCGACCUGGGGUGUCGACGAUCGUGGGCAACAAACCUACACGCUGAACAUUUUCUCAGCCGAGAAGACUUUUGCCUAUUCCUGCAACAUUCAGGAAACGCUAACCUUCACCUUUCUACAGGAUAUUACUACAGAUGAAGAUGAUACUGAUAAUAUUACGUUUACAUCAAAAUCAUUGCCGGAGAGCGAGAGGCACAACAAGAACAACUCGAUCUUCAACAAGAACCGGAGUAGUAGUACUAGACCACGGUCUAGACCACGACCAUCUGUUGGAUUUGAAAUUUUUCACACAGUGGUUCCCUUAGACGGGAAGAUUAUGGGUUUCCCACACUACAACUGCUUCGAAUUGUACAUGGUAACUAAAGCCCACUUGUUUGAGGCUGAAGCUGACUGCUCGGAUGAAGAUGCCGAACAACAAGGAGAAGCAGAAGGACGAGAGAUUCGUAUUGAUGUGGAUGAACAAGCUGAUCCAUCUGCUCUUGUUACUUCACGACAAGACUCAAUUGAAGACUCGAUUUUUGAGGAACAGGAAGGUUCUCGGGAGCAUUCGACACCGUCGACGGCUUUUACCCCUCGUGACUCUUGCUCUUCCUCUUCCUCUGAUUUCCCUCAGCAGGUGAAUAUAGGAGCAGGAGGCCAUCUUGAAAACGAUGACGCUGUUGUAAAGGUAGCUUACAAGAACAAGGGGGAGGACGGUACUCAUCCUCAAGUUGGCCUUAGAAGUCUCGGACUUGGUACAAACGCCACAACCAAGAACACGAUGAAGAAAGUGAAGAUGCCUACGAGACAUAGAAGGAAUAACAUGAUCUUGGAGAUUCGGGAGUCACAGCGUGUAGCCCCAUUCCCCCGCUCACCAGCGAUGGUAAACAGCGCAUUUCUACCUUUGGUUGGCAACAUGGAUCACGAAUGGGUUACGAGUAUCAAACGCUUGAUCAAAACGAUGCGCAGUUUUGAGGAGUAAGAAGCAUUCUUGUUUUUGAUACUUAUACAAGAGGAACGUACAACCGGGUUUUGAUGCAAAAUUGUAUCUAUUAGGAGGUGAUAUUAAAAACCUAUUAAACAGGAGGACUAGGAGAAGUAAGACUAAUUUUCUAGAAAAUUCUGGUGCAGCUUCACUGGGAGAACAAAAACAUUAGUUACGUCCGAUCUCUGCGCUUAACCUUAGCGCUGGCCUGCUUUUCUGAUUUCGGGUUUGCUAGUCGUAGUUAAUUGCUUACCUGUCAGUUCAUGCUUUAGGUGGUUCAUCAGUAAGUCAAUCAUCAGAGUUGCGGCGUGUCAUACCCCUGCAGGUGUGCUGACUUGCUCAUGGGGCCCCGCUGCGUCGGGUUGCGCCUUAGUUUUUCUACAGGGUUCGAAUGUACGGCUUCUCCGAUAGGUGUAGACUUGUGGCCGAAUGUGCGGCCUUAUGCGCCCCCAGUAUUUAAUUUGUUUGCCAUUAGUUGAACGAGUUAAUUAAUUGUUUGAAGGCGGUAGCAUAUAGUCCUAACGCAAAAAAAAAUGUACUCAUAAGGACAGCACUAUCAGGGACGUACACAUGACAAUAUGAUAUAGCGCCUAGAACUCAGGAUGGAGGAGUUACACCCACUUUGACUUCUGAUAUCCGUAUGAUUGAAUUAUCAUUUUUAUCGUGAAUUUAAUGUGGUCUACUGGUAAAAUAGUUGUCGGGAGAAGUUAUGAAUUGUACAGCUACGACUAUGGACGGAGAUGAGAGGGGUCUUGACCGAGUAUCUGUACAGACAGGAUUUAAUAGCCUUGCAGCAAGCCAAGGCUUGCUGAUGCAGAGACAAAACAAUGAUUUCUCAGUCACAUUAACAGUGAUAGCAUUGAUGAUGUACAACUAUCUAGAAAAAUUUUCUUGCACAAGUUUUACCUGUUGAACUUGUUGAGCACUAGGUGUAUAGGAAGGUGAUCAUGAUUGAUGGUUUCUCACUGCGUGGAGUUGAGAACCGGAAUCCAUGGAUCCCUUAGCCAGAGCUAAAAACUACGUGCUUCUAGAUGAAGAUGACUUUUAUGUGGUCGAAAAGGAUCAUGGACGAGCACCAGAGUGUUCAGAACGAUCAGCACGUUUUCGGACUGAGAAAUCAGUCAGAGGAGGUAUCUUCAAGCCUGUCACCACACGACGGAGCACCACGACC